Molecule: messenger RNA, 3277 nt
Organism: Drosophila novamexicana
Lineage: Eukaryota; Metazoa; Arthropoda; Insecta; Diptera; Drosophilidae
Gene: dpr8
Product: zwei Ig domain protein zig-8
Exons: 4
Coding region: 1774-2364 (196 amino acids)
Biological process (GO): synapse organization
Cellular component (GO): neuron projection membrane
Source: RefSeq, a predicted model, not a curated record
AAAUGCAUUAUGGCUUCGUGAACAUUGUUAAUGACUGACCAUCUAAAGGCUCUAGGUAUUACAGGCAAACAUUUUGUGCUGCCAUUUCUUUGAAUCCUUCGAUAUAAUACUCCUGCUCUCAAUUCGUACGACGCUGAGAUAGCUUCUCCCAUCUUAUGGUUUCGCAAUUUUAAGGUUAUGGAAGCAAUGUCAGAAUCUCGUUGCUGUUCGGCUAGAAGCCAAUCGUCGGUUAUCUCAGCUAGGUUUAUGUGCAUUUCAACCGUUUUCGCUGAGGAUUUAUAAUCAGUAGGCAACGGAUUGCGCGAGAAAAAAUCAGCAUGUAACAUGCGUUCUCCCUUCCUGUAUUCAAUGCUGAAAUCAAAUGAUUGCAGAUAUGCCCACCAUCUAUGUACCCUUGGGGUAAGGUUAAUUUUUUUGAUACUUGCUUUCAGGGAGUUGCAAUCUGUAUGCACAAUAAAUUUUUGACCAUGUAAAUAAUGGCGGAAGUGUCUUACUGCGUUGUAAACUGCGAGGGUCUCAAGCUCGUAUGAAUGAUAUUUUGCUUCAGCCAUUGUCGUACAUUUGCUGUAAUAUUCAAUGACUCUGGGUCUAUUUUCUAUCUUGUGCAUUAAAAUAGCACCAUAUCCAAUAGAACUUGCGUCUGUAUGUAAUUCCAUUGGCUUUAGUGGAUCGAAAAUUGUCAAAACGGAGUCAUUAGUCAAAAUUGAUACGAUUUUUUGACGAAUUUCCUCAUAUUCCGGCUUCCAGACAAAUUUAUUAUUUUUGGAGGUGAGAUUAUAUAAAGCUUUCAUCUGCUCAGAAAAUUUUGGUACGAAUUGCCUAAAAUACGAGGCUAGGCCUAUGAAUUGUCGCACCUGCGUUACUGACUGCGGUGACGGCAAUUCGGCCAACGCUUGUAUCUUGCGUGGAUUUGGUCGAAUUUGACCCGCUUCAACCAAGUAUCCUAAAUAUUCUAUGCUUGUUUUCAAGAACGAGCAUUUUGUAAUGUUAAAUGAGAAUCCAGCUCUAGACAAGUUUUCUAAGACCGUUUGUAGCCUUUCAAGUGCCUCUUCCUUUGUCUUCGCUAGAAUUAACACGUCAUCUAUAUAGACGAUGGCAUACGUUUGAGCCAAAUCACCCAAUGCUCUCACGAUUGCGCGCUGGAAAAUCGAGGAAGCAUUUUUUAAUCCAAAAGGCAUGGCCAAAAAUUCAUACUGUCCUUCUGGCGUGACAAAAGCAGUGCGCUCGAUAGAGUCUGGGUGUAUUGGAACUUGGUAAAAACCACUUGCCAUGUCUAAACUGGAGAAAUAUUUGCCUUCACUCAGUCUAUUAAUUUGAUCAGAAAUCAAAGGCAGCGGAUAUUUGUCAGCGACCGUAUUAGCAUUCAGUUCCCGAUAAUCGACACAUAGUCGAUCGGUUCCAUUUUUCUUUCUUACCAUCAGCAUUGGGCUUGCAAAUGGAGAGCAACUAGGACGUAUAACGUUUGCGUCUAACAAUUCUUUUACUUUAUUUCGCACGACUUCUUUUUCUUCUAUGCUUAACCUAUACGGACGCCUUUGUACAGUUUUAUUUGGGUCAAGCAGGCGGAUUUCAAGUUCACCCGUAGUCACUCGCGUUUGAGGAAUACCCUCAAUAAAUUUAUCAGCAUAGUUUUGCAAUAAUUCUAGCAGACGAUUCUUAUCAGUGUUGCUUAAUGCUCUAUCGUUAUUCAGAUGCUCUACGUAACUUAUAUCUGGCACUUUUAUUAGUACAUCAACAGUUUUGGUUUUGUACAUUUCAAAUUUGUCGGCCUCGAUGGAGACUCCAAAGCCUAAUCCGAAGCCUAUCACGGAGGUCAUUGGAGGCCCCGAGCUACACAUCAAUAAAGGGUCCACCAUUAAUUUAACUUGCAUUGUAAGAUUUGCACCGGAACCACCCCCAACCGUCAUCUGGUCGCACAAUCGGCAGGUUAUAAAUUUUGAUUCACCGCGAGGUGGCAUAUCAUUGGUCACCGAAAAAGGUGUGUUGACCACCAGCCGGCUGUUAGUGCAAAAGGCCAUCCAACAAGAUUCUGGGCUUUAUACAUGUACACCAUCGAACGCCAAUCCGACGUCGGUGCGGGUGCACAUCGUCGAUGGAGAGCAUCCUGCGGCCAUGCAUCAUGGAAACUCUGCGCCCUUGCAGCCGCCGGAAUUCUUUUUACUAGUGCUGCUUUCAUGCGGAUUAUUGUUCUUUUUGGAGUCACACGCGCAGUCUAUCCAUCGCUCUACCACAUACCAGAACACAACCGGUUCAACCACAUCCACGCAAGGAAGCCCAAACGUCCUGAUCAACUGCGUAGAGCAGCAACGUCAUCGACUACACCGAAACCAAGUGGAGAGUAGCAUUUGGCCGCCAGCCACAUAGCUACGUGAAACACAAUGCGGAUGUAUAUACACAAGCAACUUUUAAGUUUAUUAGGGUUCUGAGUUGUCUCAUGUUUUUAGAUCUCGUUAUUACUAAAUUAAAAAAGCAGUUUACUCAAGCCAACCCAGAAAUUUUGAUAAAUUUUCUUAAUAUAUUAUUGAAUAAUAGGAGUUUUUUAAAUUCUGCAUGUUGGCUUUGAAAUGCAUCAUGUUUGGGAAUGGUGCUUGAUAACACAGGUACAGUAAUAUACAACACUGAUAUACACACAGACACUCUCAACCAGAUAUUGUAAAUAAUGCUAUUAGUCUAAUUUUUCUAUUUCUCAUUGCUUAAAGUAAGUUUCAAAGGUAAUCUUUGCCAGUUAGAGCUUGAAUACCUGUCUGUUCUAUUUCGCUCCCUCAAGAUAUAACACUUGAUAAGCAAGCAACUAGCAUACUUUCAGCUUAUGCAUAUGUCUAAAUUUAUAUAAUUACAGGCCCCAAAGGAAAUUUACUUUAUUUGUCGUUGUUUCGUCUAGAAUAUAUGUAUGUAGCUAAAUUUAAGAAAAUUAGCGUUCACAAGAGUUCAUUAUAUGCAGCUUAAUAUAGAUAUAUUGAUAUAUGUACGUAUAUAAAUAUAAAAAUAUACAUACGUACACUCUAGGCUGGGCCCAAAAAAAAUUUUGUUGGAAAUUUUAAAGGGACACUUAAUUAUAUUAUCUUACAUGAGAUAUUGCUAAUUGUAAGACAUGCCCACAUUUGGCAUGAACAAAUAGUAUAAUUGCGUUGCGUAAAACAUCACCAUAUGUACAUGAUACCAAAAAUGUCAGUAAUUCAUUAAUGACUGAAAGAGAUAAAUACUAUAGGCAUCGAUGGACAGUCUGAUGAUCGAUCGUCCGUUAUUUUGUUCAGUUACGUCUGCACAAACAGUUUGU